AUACUUUAACAAACAUUGAAAUUAUGACUGUGGAUGUAACUGACCCUUGGUACCUGCGACUCAGUGAAGAAUUCGACGCGUUCUGUAAAAAAGUCGAUGAUAAAAUAGACAAACAGCAGCAACAGUUAAAGGCUUGCAAGAAAAGAAAUGAACUAGAAAACAAACUCGCACAGGAAUUAAAGAUUAAAGAUGAACUAACACAGCAGCUGUCGGAGCUAUCUCGUCGGGAUAGCGAGUUGGACAGGGUGUGUGCUGCCUUUGAGGCUAGACUCACGAUCGCAGACAGUGAUCAAAAUAGGCUAGACAAUGCUAAAGAGAGCUAUCAACUGGCGAAAGAAUUGACAGGAAUCAGGCUCGACUUCAGCGCACCACCUAACAUCGCUAAAGGAUAUGUGAAGAACGAAGCCCGAAAACUUCUAUUACCGUUUGAAAUGCAAGUAAACAGCGACGCCCUCUGGGAGCUCGUGAAGACAGCGUCCGAUCCCUCGUGGCCGGACAAGGAGAACCACGCGCCUAAUUAAAUAUGUAUUUAAUUAUCUUAUUAUUGAAGUAAAACUUGUUUACGCACGCUGGACUGGGGGAGUACGCUGGUGUAUGGGUGACGAGAGCGUUACGAAAAGUGUGAUCGGGCGAAGCGAACGGAGCAAGAGAGGUGCGAGCACAC
Melitaea cinxia (Glanville fritillary) is the source of this 664-nucleotide messenger RNA. RefSeq lists its product as uncharacterized. Bases 24 to 521 code for a protein of 165 amino acids. NCBI's taxonomy places the organism in Eukaryota, Metazoa, Arthropoda, Insecta, Lepidoptera, Nymphalidae. The transcript has 5 exons. The record is from RefSeq and is a predicted model, not a curated record.